ACCUACACUUAGCCCUUUUGAUUCUUUCUCAACUCCUUUAGUGCCAUACUGUACUAAAGGAGAAUGUUGGGAUUUCGUGUUCAUGAUCGUGUUUUCAGUUGUGUAUUCAUAUAUCUUCUGGUAUCGUCGUUCUGUAAUGCAGCAAGCGGGAACCAUGCAAAGCUCCAUGCUGUAGGAGGUAUUGUUGAUUACUCCUCUGUUACUGGCAAACAACAAAAAAUAGCCAUGGAGAUGGCUAUAGUAGAUUAUCAUGCUCAGGUGCGGCAAUUGCAUCCUCGCGUGGUCUUACAUGUUAUGGACUCCCGGAAGGAUCCUCUGAGAGCAGCUUCUUUGGCUAAGAAACUAAUCAAAAAGGAGAACGUAAGUGUGAUCAUAGGCUUGGAUAGAUAUGAUGAGGCUGUCAUUGUUGCUCAACUUGGGAACACAUCACAAGUUCCAGUUCUUUCAUUGGCCAGUGACGUCCCCUUUUCGGCCCCUAGCCUAUGGCCAUUUCUGGUAAAUAUGGCUCGCUCCCAACGCGCUCAGAUGAAAGCGGUGGCAGCCAUAGUUCAAAGCUGGCAAUGGCGAAAAGUAACUGUCAUUUAUGAAGAUACUCCAUCAAGUGUUAAUGGAAUCUUUCCCGACCUUAUUGAAGCGCUUCAAGAAGUGAACGCAGAUAUUGAUUAUUAUCUCCCUCUUCAAGCCUUUCCUUUAUAUUCCAUACAAGAAAAGUUGAGGGAUCUCCAAAGAAGACAGAGUAGAGUUUUUAUUGUCCACACUUCAAGUAGUCUCGCGAUCAAUAUUUUCCUGGAAGCCAAGCGAUUGAAAAUGAUGAAAAAAGAGUUUGUGUGGAUCACCACGGAUAGCAUCAGUAAUUUUAUUGAUUCUUUUAAUUCCUCGACAAUCUCUGCCAUGCAAGGUGUCCUGGGAGUAAAGGGUUUCUCUGCCUUUUAUGUUCAAAAGCGAUACAAGGAUUUCUCCAUGCGUUUCAAGGCUAAAUUUCGAUCAGAACACCCCACUCAGAAAUAUAUGCAGCCUGGAACUUUUGCUCUGAAUGCCUAUGAUGCUUUAUACACUGCUGUAUUAGCAAUUGAAGGGAAACAAAAUCCAAAAUCUCUUGCACAUAACUUAAUCAACCAUACUUCAGUGGAUGGGGAGAAAUUACUGGCAAGAAUUUUACAGAGUAAAUUUAUGGGAUUAAGUGGAGAGGUGAAUUUUAAAGGAGGAACUCUGGCUCCAUCAAAAAUUUUCCAGAUUGUUAAUGUCAUUGGUAAAAGUUAUCUACGGCUCGGAUAUUGGUCUGAAGGAUUAGGAUUCUCAAUGAACAUUAACAAUGGAACUAAGUACAGCAAGUCUAUGAAGAUAUUGGGGCAAGUAAAUUGGCCAGGACGUUCUUCGACAACUCCUAAAGGAUGGGCCAUUGCAACAAGCAGCAACAGACUAAGAAUAGGAGUACCUGGUCGCAACACUUUCAAAGAAUUCGUGAAUGUGACUUAUGCACAUCCCGGGAAGCCAAUUGUAGGAGGAUGGUCCAUUGAUGUGUUUAAAGCUGUUGUUCAGAAUUUACCAUACAACUUACUGUAUGACUUUUUCCCCUACAAUGGAACUUAUGAUGCACUUGUUCAGGAGAUUAGUCUCUCGACUUUUGACGCGGUGGUCGGGGACACAAAUAUUGUGGCUAACCGCUGCGCUUAUGCAGAGUUCUCACAGCCUUACUCUGACUCUGGUCUACAGCUGCUGGUCUACUCAAAGUCGAAAACAUCUGCUGCUAGAGCAUGGCUGUUCAUGAAGCCAUUCACAACAUGCACCUGGAUUUCCACGGCUCUUGUCAACUUAUAUAGUGGUUUUGUUGUGUGGUUCAUUGAGCGCCAGACAAAUAGAGACUUCGAAGGAAGUUGGUUCAAACAAUGUGGAACAAUCAUUUGGUUGGCCUUCACUACGCUCUUCACAUCUUUACAAGGUGACAAAUUGCAUAGCAACUUGUCUCGAAUGGCUGCAGUAAUCUGGCUCUUUGUGGCCUUAGCUAUAACUUCUAGUUACACAGCUAGUUUGACCUCGUUCCUCACAUAUCAGAAUUUUGAUCCGCCAGUGACUACUGUUGAAACAUUAAUAAGGACUGGCGCGAAAGUUGGGUGUAACGGUAAUUCUUUUGUCGUCAAAUAUCUGCAACAUGUGUUAGAUUUCGACCCACAAAACAUCGUGAGGAUAUACAAAGAGGAUGAUUAUCCCGAGGCCCUUAGGAGCGGACAGAUUGCUGCUGCUUUUCUCGAAGUCCCAUAUAUCAAACUCCUCCUUGCUAAAAAUUGCAAAGGCUUUAAGACCGGAGAGUCGUACAAAGUCGGAGGUUUUGGAUUUGUGUUUCCUAAAGAUUCUCCAAUGCUUACGGACAUUUCUCAAGCGGUUCUUAAUGUGUCAGAGAGUGGAACACUACGAAAGCUGGAGAAGACUAUGUUGGACUCAAACAAAUGUUCAGAAUCUGAUGACAAAGAUGAUUAUAGUCUUGGACUUGACAGCUUCUGGGGUCUCUUUGCGAUCACUGGAGGAGCCUCAACUAUAGCUUUUCUGUUCUAUUUCUUUCCUUGUCGCAUCCCAAAAUGGUCUGGUUUUAGCAGCAGAGUGUUCUCAGAAACAGAGCCCAAGCAUGAGACGCACAACCUACCAGGGAGAUUUGCUUCAUCACAACAUGAUCCGGACCAAGAUGAAAGAGUCUUAUUUGAUGCAGAAAUGAAAAACCAAUGACCAUCUCAACAACAGUUACUUUUUUUAGUAGCAUCACUUUCUUAGUUUGCUAGUGUAGCAAGUAGCAACAUAUUGUAGUGUCAUCAGUCAUGUGUACAGUGUAUCAGUGUAUGGUUAAAAGAAUGCUGGUAAAUUAUAUGUAGGGUGGAGUCCUGGAGGAUGGAGUUCAUGGAGAUUACAAAAAUUACAUCGGCUCUGGCUGGUUUGUCUC
This is a messenger RNA of Daucus carota subsp. sativus, 2929 nucleotides long. RefSeq names its product glutamate receptor 2.8-like. NCBI's taxonomy places the organism in Eukaryota, Viridiplantae, Streptophyta, Magnoliopsida, Apiales, Apiaceae. Gene Ontology annotation, cellular component: plasma membrane. Gene Ontology annotation, molecular function: ligand-gated monoatomic ion channel activity; signaling receptor activity. The coding region runs from base 64 to 2718 and encodes 884 amino acids. The transcript has 4 exons. The record is from RefSeq and is a predicted model, not a curated record.